AUGGAGCCAUUUGAUAUAUCGAAGCAGACUCUGAUUAUGAGCGUCGACUUUGGGACGACUUGGUCAGGGGUUUGCUUUGACAGUGUCUCUGCGGAGCGGGCGCUCGACAAGCCUGAAUUGCAUCGGCUGCACUCGCAGCUAUAUCAUUGGCUGUGCAACAAGAACGACUGGGAAAGCUCUCUCUUGAUGCAGAUACUUUACGGCUUGGCCUCAACUCAUCGAAAUUUACAAAUCAGCGAAUUGGCCUCUUUGGUGGCGGCGGCCUGCGGAAAUUGGCAGAAGGACCUGACGGCAGAUUGGGACACGUUGAUGGCGACAGGGUGCCAUUCAAGUCAGGUACAAGCUAAUUUCCUGCUUGACUCGUUAGCAGAUGUUCUUGCCAAAACCGAGAACGGAGAUAUUGACUUUCGAGAGCCCAGGAUGCGAGGAUUUCUUCUAAGAACAAAGCCAGCUGAAUUGGGAUUUUCCCAACUUAUGCUAGGAGAUGAAUUUCUGGCUGUCACAUCUGUCUUGAGCCUGGGGCGAAUCACCGAGGAGAUAUUCUUACGCCCCUGGGCCCUGUUCAGGAAGUCUAAAAAUCUUCUCCUUGAAAAGUGUCCAUUCUGGUAUUACGCUGCGCGGUUCUGGGACAUACACUAUCGGAAUGCAGAGAAUACCAGUGUAGUUGCGACCAGUUUGAUGGGCAAGGCUUUGCAAGCGGCUUUGGCCAACGAGGCGAAACGGAAUCCGGAAUCUUUUCGUUAUGAGCAACAUCGACGAGUUCUCGACUUGUCUCUGACAUAUAGCAGGAAGAACGGCUUCGAAGUCCUUGCAAAAAGGUCGGCGAGAAUGGGAGGUGAGGAGGUGAAGGAAGAAAUUAUUCUACAAAACUGUGGUCAGGUUUUGAACCAGAGAAGUCAGCUCGAUGCCACGGGUCUCCAGGUUAAGACUCUGCCACUCCUGGAUAUGCGUCUGGAAAAUGGACUUCGACAUCGUAAGGCUAAAGAAGGAGCAAAACAAGCGGCACAACGAUCAGUCUCAGGACAGCGGACCAACACCGAGCUGAGCCAACUACAGCACGCUGGAGACUAUGCACACAACAACUUUCCGUCCCCGGUAGAACAGAAGCUUUUGGAUCCAGAUGCAAUGACAAUCGCCUCCAAGCUCAUCUCGAGGAAAAUUUGCAGCGAAGAUCAAUCGUGCGAACGACAAUUCGCGGACCUGAAGAUCAACAGCCCUGAAGACGAAACUGAGCAGAUGUAUUCCUCCACUUCUACGAUUUGUGGUGAUUGGGAAGAAUCCCAUUGCUUUGACCACAACGAUCUCGAAGAUUGGGAAUUCUUACACAAGAGCAGAAUAUCAUGA
Fonsecaea erecta is the source of this 1344-nucleotide messenger RNA. RefSeq lists its product as hypothetical. The transcript is spliced from 3 exons. NCBI's taxonomy places the organism in Eukaryota, Fungi, Ascomycota, Eurotiomycetes, Chaetothyriales, Herpotrichiellaceae. The record is from RefSeq and is a predicted model, not a curated record. The coding region runs from base 1 to 1344 and encodes 447 amino acids.